Durio zibethinus is the source of this 1973-nucleotide messenger RNA. Its product is annotated as serine/threonine-protein kinase STY13-like. Gene Ontology annotation, cellular component: cytoplasm. Gene Ontology annotation, biological process: signal transduction; protein phosphorylation. Gene Ontology annotation, molecular function: ATP binding; protein kinase activity. The record is from RefSeq and is a predicted model, not a curated record. Lineage: Eukaryota; Viridiplantae; Streptophyta; Magnoliopsida; Malvales; Malvaceae.
GCUCUUUAAAAAUAAAAAAAAAUUAUUAAAGCCCUUGUCGGAGCGGACUGACACACGGAAAAGAAAAUUCUCGGAAAUAUUAUCUUCAUCGAAAGAGCUUCUUACUUUACACAUUUUCCGGAGAGACAAACAAAGCUCAAACUCAAAUUUUCUUCACUCUUUUCUUUUUCACUUUACUCUUUCUUUGAUGAUUUAAAACGUCUCCGUUUUAAGUGAUAGCUUAAGCUUCAUCUCGGCUUUUCCUUUUAUCUAUUUUUGCUUCGACUGUAAGUUGCUUUCGUCUCAUCUUGUUUUACCUUUUUCUAGGGUUUCAUUUCCCUUUUUUCUUGGCUAUUAUCUUCAAAGACGAAACUUGGAGCUCAAGCGAAAUACAAAGAAAAAAAGAUUAUAAAAUCUUUGCGGAAUUUAAGAAAAAGGAAUCGAAAGGAUUAUUUCGAGGUUCGGUGGUUUGAAAGAAGUGUUUGGUUCUUGAGAAAAAAAAUUUAAUUUAAUUGAAAUGAGGAAUUCGGGAAUAAUUUAGAAACCAAAAACAAAAACAAAGGUUGUAAAAUUUGCAACUAUGAGUUGCAGAGAAGAAAAAACGGGAAGCGUCGUCGUUUCAAAUGGGUCGACAACGGCUGCUGAAGAGUUGACCAUCGAUCAAAGUUUGCUCAUUGACCCGAAAUUGAUAUUUAUCGGCUCCAAAAUCGGCGAAGGAGCUCAUGGCAAGGUUUACGAAGGAAGGUAUGGUGAUCGGAUUGUUGCCAUUAAAGUUCUUCACCGUGGGAGUACUGUGGAGGAAAGAGCUGCACUUGAGAGUCGUUUUGCUCGUGAGGUUAACAUGAUGUCUCGAGUUAAACACGAGAAUCUUGUCAAGUUCUUUGGAGCUUGUAAGGACCCACUGAUGGCGAUAGUAACUGAACUAUUACCAGGAAUGUCUCUUCGCAAGUAUUUAAUUAGCAUCCGUCCAAAAGUUUUAGACCUUCAUGUGGCUUUGAAUUUUGCACUGGACAUUGCUCGAGCCAUGGAUUGUCUGCAUGCCAAUGGGAUUAUACAUAGAGAUCUAAAGCCUGACAACUUGUUGCUUACAGCAAACCAUAGGUCUGUGAAACUUGCAGAUUUUGGUCUUGCAAGGGAAGAAUCUGUGACAGAGAUGAUGACUGCAGAGACUGGGACUUAUCGCUGGAUGGCCCCUGAGUUGUAUAGCACGGUGACAUUGCGUCAGGGAGAGAAAAAGCAUUACAAUAACAAGGUUGAUGUCUACAGCUUUGGAAUUGUCUUAUGGGAAUUGUUGACCAAUCGCAUGCCAUUUGAAGGCAUGUCCAAUUUGCAGGCAGCUUAUGCUGCUGCUUUUAAGGUUGAUGCCAUGAGUAUGCAGCAAGAGCGACCCGGCCUUCCAGAAGAUAUAUCCCCUGAUCUGGCAUUUAUCAUACAAUCAUGUUGGGUUGAGGACCCUAACAUGAGGCCCAGCUUCAGUCAGAUAAUCCGUAUGCUGAAUGCUUUUCUCUUCACACUUACACCUCCACCAUCCAUACCUGAAUCUGACACCAGCGAGACAGCAGAAACAAGUAACGGAACCAUAACUGAGUUAUCCGUUCGAACAAAGGGGAAAUUUGCUUUCCUUCGCCAACUGUUCAAUGCCAAGAGGACAAGGAACUUACAAUGAGGGUAAAAUUUUGAAAAAGUUACGCCUUGUUCCAACUCAAGAAAGUUGGCAUGUGAUAGUAGAUAUACGUUCUAACUGAACCUCUUAUUAGUUACCUUUAAUGAUGAUUUUGUCAUCAAAUGAAGGAAAUGUAGGAAGGAUGUUGGUGGGGUAACUCCUUGGCAAAAUAAAAGAAAAAUAGAGCACCAUUUACAUCAUCUAGUUGACUUUGUUGUAAAGAAGAUACACGGUUCUGAAAAUUAUCAGUUCAUAUCAAUGUUACCUCCAUCAGAAAAAAGGCUAAUACAGUGCAACAUAGCAAUUUGGUUUUAGCAGUUUUAGUUAAAGU